This is a messenger RNA of Symbiodinium sp. CCMP2592, 768 nucleotides long. The record is from the annotation of a GenBank genome assembly. Lineage: Eukaryota; Dinophyceae; Suessiales; Symbiodiniaceae.
AUGUCCGACGCAGCUCGGUCCAGUGCUGAUGCCGAUAAGACUGACGAGAAUACGCCGGCAGCUGCAACAGCCACCAUGGAUGAGCUUGGUGACUUAGUUCUGGAUUUCGGUGUCGAUUCUAUGCCGGCUUGCUCGGUCUUUCUUCGUGCAGCCUCUCCUGUGUUCAAUCGCAUGUUGCAGAGUGGCAUGCAGGAGGCAAAGCAAGGCGUCAUCAAAGUUGAAGUAGCCAAGAAGGAGGAAUUUGCGAAUUUCUACAGCUUACUCUGGCCUGGCGAGUGGAGCCGUGACAGGGUUAGGGGGGAAAACGUCGACGCGCUUCUCGCCAUCGCAGACUAUUACGAGGUGGGCUUCGUGAAGCAUGCUUGCGAGGAUCAGCUGCUUACCCUCCCAGUGACAGGCCAGCGACUCCUCCAAGCCCACCAGACAGGUCUCCAUCGGCAGUAUGUGCGGUGCAUCGACUCCCUGGCGAGCUCGGACUGCAAGGAGGACCUGGUGAUGAUCGGCAAAGAAGCUCCAGAGCUGCUCUUGGAUGUGGCAUUGAAGAUGCAAGCGCGCUUCGGCCGGCUUUUUGGACUACAACAAGAUGUUGCCAGGUCCAGGGAGGUGAUCGCCAACACACCAUUCGGAACUGAAGGCUUAUCGGCAUACGAAACUCUUAUCCGUGGAGUGAAGUGCACUAAAGAGCUUGCCACCGAUUGGUCAGCCUGCAUAACCGAGCAGCCACGCAUCCUAAGGGUCCUCGAUGCAGUAGAGACAGCCUUGAAGUAA